Elephantulus edwardii (Cape elephant shrew) is the source of this 1176-nucleotide messenger RNA. It is a transcript of the gene ESAM, whose product is annotated as endothelial cell adhesion molecule. Gene Ontology annotation, molecular function: cell-cell adhesion mediator activity. Lineage: Eukaryota; Metazoa; Chordata; Mammalia; Macroscelidea; Macroscelididae. The transcript is spliced from 7 exons. Gene Ontology annotation, biological process: homophilic cell-cell adhesion. Gene Ontology annotation, cellular component: adherens junction; plasma membrane. The coding region runs from base 1 to 1176 and encodes 391 amino acids. The record is from RefSeq and is a predicted model, not a curated record.
AUGGUUUGUCUGCCUGGGCCCCUGGCGGCCAAAUUGUCGCAGUUUUUGCUCCUGUGGCUGAGUGCCCUUGCGCUCCCAGGGCGUGCCCAGGUGGAGUUACACGUGCCCGCUGGCCUCUCCAAGGUAGAGGCGGUGGAGGGAGAGGAAGUGGUGCUGCCGAUGUGGUACACUUUGAGAGAUGGCAUGCCUUCGGUAGGGCUAAAAGAGAAGCCCUGGGUGCUCUGGUUCCUGGAGAAGACAAAGACGAGCCAGGUGCUGGCAUACAGCGAAGGAACUUCGUCAGGCAAACAUGGAGCAUCCCUGGUCUACACUAUGCCCUCUCGGAAUGUGUCACUUCGGCUACAGAACCUGAAGGAGGAAGACUCUGGAUCUUACCGCUGUUCUGUGAAUGUGUAUGAUAGUCAGCACAGACCUUUGGGUGACAGCAGCUCAAGUUUAGAACUUAAUGUUCUAGUCCCUCCAGCUCCUCCAUCUUGCCGUAUCCUGGAUGCACCCUUCCUGGGGUCCAAUGUGACUCUGAGCUGCCAGUCCUCAAGGAGUAAACCUACGGCCCAUUACCAGUGGGAGAAACUGCCCCCAUCUCCCCAGGUUUUCUUUGCACCAACUUUAGAUAACAUCCGUGGAUCCUUGAAGCUUAUAAACCUGUCACCUUCCAUGUCUGGAAUCUAUGUCUGCAAGGCCUAUAAUGAGGUUGGCACCUCCAAGUGCAACGUGACCCUGGUCGUGAGCACAGGGCCUGGGUAUGCUGUGAUUACUGGGGCUGUCGUGGGUAUACUGAUUGGACUGGGGCUGCUGGUUGGACUGAUCCUCUUAUACCAACGCUGGAGCAAGACUCAAGAGGAGCCAGCCAACGAUAUCAAGGAGGAUGCCAUCGCUCCCCGGACCUUGCCCUGGCCCAAAGGCUCAGACACAAUUUCCAAGAAUGGGACUCUUUCUUCUGUCACCUCCGCAAGAGCCCUCCGGUCACCUCAUGGCCAUCCUAGGCCUGGUGCAUCGACCCCCACACCCAGCCUUUCCACGCAGGCCCUACCCUCGCCAAAGCUACCCAGGGUAAAUGAGGCCCACCCUACGCCAGUGCUAGCCAGCCCCGGUGGGAUCUCUUCCUCUGCACUGAGCCGCAUGGGUGCUGUGCCUGUCUUGAUGCCCGCCAAGAAUCAAGCUGGGUCUCUAGUGUGA